Messenger RNA from Durio zibethinus, 2042 nucleotides. Lineage: Eukaryota; Viridiplantae; Streptophyta; Magnoliopsida; Malvales; Malvaceae. The record is from RefSeq and is a predicted model, not a curated record.
GGAGGCAAGCUUCAUUUAGGUUAUAUGCAAAUCCGUGAUAAACUAGCAGAGCUUCAGGUAAGAUGAUUUAUUUACUCACUUCUGUGUAGCUUUGGGUUUCUUUUUUUGUAAUACUUUCUAGUAUUGAGUAGGGACUGCCAAGAUGUUCUGUUCGCAAGUUUACUUGCAACUUCUUCUGACCUGAGUGUAACUGUUUUGAUUUAAUUACUCAAAUGUUAUUUGAAUGCCUUUGUCUAGUGAAUUGAAUGAAUAAAUCAAAUAGAUGCACUUGUGCUUAGUAGAAAAUAUCUAUUCUUUUAUACAUCUUGUGUUGAGAUGUCGUUAGGUUGGUAUUGUGAAUAUGUUGGUUCGGGUGCUGGUAUAAUGUUUCACAUUCAUCUAUACUGAUUCUCAGUUAGUGAGCCCCCUGUGAGUUUUUCUUACCUCGGAGAUGAAUUAUACCCUCCCAUUUUCAAUCUUUGUGGUUAUAAUCUGGAUACUGAACUCUGAAAACAGAGUAUUUUUCCGUGGAUACACCUGUGCAUGUUGGACUUGGGAUGCAUUACAUAUGACAUUUUGGUUAGAUAUGACAAAUUUUGAACUCUGAAAGACUCACAAUGCACCUACUUUAAGGAAACAAUUAAUAUAUGAAAGAAAAAUAGGGGAGGAGGAAGCAGGUGAAGAAAUUUGUAGAAUUUGUAUUCUACAAAUCUAAAGUACAACUCUUUCGUUAUGUCCCUGACUGGGACUACCAAAAAUGAAACAUGAGUUGCAAAAUAAUCUAGAAUUGCAUGCUCCAUGUAUUUUGCACUUUGGUGACAUUAUUAGCAAUUUAGUGCUGGUUUCCAAACUAGUUUCUUUAGUUCUGUUCCUUCUUGCUACUAAGAAGAUGCAGAUGUUGGUGAGACGGGGCAUGGGGCUUCCAGUUUUGUUGCGUAACUGAUUAUAUGAGGCAUUUGGAUUAGGUUGGUAUUAAGGCAGGUCGUAUCCGCUAUACUUUUGGUUUAAUGGUUUAAGGCAUAGUGUUUUAUUCCUAGCAUUGGAAGUUUUUUUCAUGUAGUCCUUGUGGCAAGUACAUAAAAAUGGUUUCAGUAGCACUUUCUUGGUAAUUAUUGUUGUUAGGAAGAGAGAAACAACAGCCGCAAACUUGAUCGAUAUGAUGACAGAAGAUCAAACGAACGGAGUAGAGAUUGAGAUAGAGAACCUAGAUGGGAUCGUGGCCGAGGAGAUGUCGUGAUCGAGGGAGGGAUUAUGAUCGUAGGAGCAGGGAUCGGGACAGGUAUUAUGAGCGAGAUCAUGGAUACAAUGGGGGCCAUGAGAGAGAUUAUGAGCGCCCACGUGGUUAUGAUUCAAGAAGUUGUCGCAGGUCACCUUCUCGGUCUAGGGAACAUUCCAGGGAUUACGAUCGGCACAGGCAUGAUCGAUACUUGGAAGGAUAUGGAAUUGAUGUUCUUUAGUUUCUAUUUUUUUUGCUGGAUGUAUCUACUGCUUCAAAGACUUUCUUGGCUAAUAUUUGUACGAGAUGCUCUGUAUAAUCAGAAAAUGGAACAAGUGUUUGUCAAACAUAGGUUGCAUUCAAUGGAAGGGGAUUGCGUUUGCAAAUGCCCUUCAGGAAUACGGAUGAUACAAGGUAGACUUUUUUCUUUCUUUGGCCAAGCAAGCGUCAAGAUAGCUUUGUUCCUUUGGUUUGGUAACUAGAUGUGAUUAAUGGAUUGCUCGGUAAAGCAGAAUUUUUUUUUUGUCCUUCCCUGCACCCAAACGAUAAGUUUAUUUUUAGCAAAUGGGAAGAUUUGAAUCAAGGUGGAAUUUCACUAGCUGCUGCUGACUCUUGCAUUUCCAAAUUUUUAUAUCUUAAAAGACCUUUACAACAAGAGCAAUCACUUGAACACAAUAAGGGGCAUAUGGUUCGGGGCAAGUAAUUUUCUUUUUUGAAUUUUUUUGUAAUUUAAUUUCUUAGUUUGGUUAAUAUGAAUGUGAUUACUGAGUUUUUAAGAUUUUCAACAGUUCCAUGAAGUAGAAAAGUAUGGGGAACAAAAAAACUCUUUUUUUUAGGUUUUUUAAGA